Stegostoma tigrinum is the source of this 6951-nucleotide messenger RNA. RefSeq names its product ATP-binding cassette, sub-family C (CFTR/MRP), member 9 (gene abcc9). Gene Ontology annotation, biological process: potassium ion transport; transmembrane transport. The transcript has 40 exons. The record is from RefSeq and is a predicted model, not a curated record. Lineage: Eukaryota; Metazoa; Chordata; Chondrichthyes; Orectolobiformes; Stegostomatidae. Gene Ontology annotation, molecular function: ATP binding; sulfonylurea receptor activity; ATP hydrolysis activity. Gene Ontology annotation, cellular component: membrane. Bases 170 to 4939 code for a protein of 1589 amino acids.
GACACGGUAGUUGCUCUCCCCUGAACGUCAUUUGUACUAUGGCUAUAUAAAUAGCAGGGCUGUGCUGCUAUGAAAUUUCUGGACUAAGGAGGAAUGAAUGGGUUGAAGAUCGGUGGCUGAGUGGAGCACGGCUUUCCCCUUUUGCCUUACUCAGAGCUGCUGGAAGACAAUGGCCCUGUCCUUCUGUGGAAAUGACACAACUGAAGCUUACAACGUCGACGGCGGCGUCUUAAACAACGGCUGCUUCGUGGAUGCGCUCAAUCUAGUGCCCCAUGUCUUCCUGCUCUUCAUCACUUUCCCCAUAUUAUUUAUCGGUUGGGGAAGCCAAAGUUCAAAGGUUCAGAUCCACCAUAACACAUGGUUGCACUUCCCUGGACACAGUUUACGAUGGAUUCUUACAUUUAUACUCCUCUUUGUUCUCGUCUGUGAAAUUGCAGAGGGAAUGGUUUCAGAUCGAAAAAUGGACACCCGUCACCUGCAUCUAUUUAUGCCUGCUACCAUGGGAUUCAUAGCUGCAAUUACAUCUAUUGUGUAUUAUCAUAAUAUUGAGACUUCCAACUUUCCAAAGUUAUUAUUAGCUCUUUUUAUAUACUGGGUCCUGGCUUUUAUCACAAAAACUAUUAAACUGGUGAAGUACUGUGAUCAUGGAGUGAACAUGACCCAGCUGCGAUUUUGUAUCACACUUAUGUUGGUUUUUCUUUAUGGCUCACUGAUGGCUAUUGAAGUAAAUGUGAUCAUAUUCCGGAAAUAUGUGUUCUUUGCAAACCCCAAAAAAGUUAAACCACCCGAAGACUUGCAAGAUCUGGGUGUGAGAUUCCUGCAGCCAUUUGUAAAUUUACUAUCAAAAGCAACGUACUGGUGGAUGAACACACUCAUCAUUUCAGCUCACAAGAGGCCAAUAGACCUAAAAACCAUUGGCAAGCUCCCCAUAGCCACAAGGGCUCUCACCAACUACAUGCGUCUGAAAGAUGCUUAUGAAGAGCAGAAGAAAAAUGCACACUUGCCAGGCGAACAGCCUCCGUCGAUCUGGCAUUCCAUGUACAGGGCUUAUGGUCGACCAAUCUUUCUUAGCAGCACUUUUCGCUACUUGGCCGACCUUCUAGGUUUUGCUGGCCCCCUCUGCAUCUUUAAGAUUGUCGACCACCUUAGCAAGACAAGCAAAUCAAGUAACAACGUUAACGGAACCAAUGCCAUGAUGUAUAACUCAAGCCAAACAGAUAAAGUAAUGCUUAUGGGCGUUUAUUUCGUGUCAUCAAAGGAAUUUUUGGAGAAUGUUCAUGUUCUGGCAGUGUUGCUCUUCCUGGCCCUCAUAUUACAGAGAACGUUUUUGCAAGCAUCCUACUAUGUGGCCAUAGAAACGGGCAUCAAUUUACGUGGAGCCUUGCUGGCUAUGAUCUACACCAAGAUUCUCCGUCUCUCCACCUCCAAUAUGUCAAUGGGAGAGGUGACCUUGGGACAAAUCAAUAACCUCGUUGCCAUCGAAACAAAUCAGUUGAUGUGGUUCCUAUUCCUGUGUCCUAAUCUGUGGGCCAUGCCUGUUCAGAUUAUCAUGGGUGUAAUCUUAUUGUAUUACAUGCUGGGAAUCAGUGCACUGAUUGGUGCUUCUGUCAUAGCACUACUUGCUCCUUUGCAGUAUUUCAUAGCGACUAAGUUCACGGACGCACAGAAAAGCACUCUGGACUACUCCACAGAACGAUUGAAGAACACCAAUGAGAUCUUAAAAGGGAUCAAACUUUUGAAACUUUAUGCCUGGGAGCAUAUUUUCUGUAACAAUGUGGAAAAGACUAGAAUGCAGGAGUUAACCAGUCUCAAGAGUUUUGCACUUUACACAUCCUUAUCCAUAUUUAUGAAUGCAGCAAUACCGAUUGCAGCAGUGUUGGCGACGUUUUUGGCAUAUACCCACAUCAACUUGGAGAAAUUGUCCUCUGCUGUGGCCUUUACUUCAUUGUCUCUAUUCAACAUUUUGGUGACCCCACUAUUUCUGCUCUCCACUGUGAUCAGAUUCACAGUUAAAGCUCUGGUCAGCCAACAGAAAUUGAAAGAAUUCCUGAUGAGUGAUGAGAUUUCAGAUGAUGGCUUUCGGGGUGGUGAGACCUCAUUGAACAUGGAGACUUGCAAAAAACAUUCAGGAGUCCACACAAAGGCCUUCAACAGGAGGCAGCCCCUGAAGGACCAGCUGGAAGGUUUUGAGCAACCACUGAGGAGGUACAUUCGGUCCAGAGAGACAGAAGAUGUGUCAGUCAAGGUUACUGAUGGGUCCUUUUCAUGGGGUAGUGGCAUGGCAACUCUUUCUAACAUCAGCAUCAGAAUUCCAACAGGUCAACUAACAAUGAUUGUCGGUCAAGUGGGAUGUGGAAAAUCUUCACUUCUCCUUGCUACCCUUGGAGAAAUGUUGAAAGUUUCUGGGAAAGUUUACUGGAGCAAAGAGCCUGCAAAUGAGAUGAACCAGGAUGCAACGUUAAGUGCACAUGAGGUUGACCCUGUGUUCGAGGUGACUGGGAGAAACCGAAACUCUGUUGCUUAUUCUGCUCAGAAACCUUGGCUCCUCAACACAACUGUGGAGGAGAACAUCACAUUUGGGAGCCCCUUUAUAAAGCAAAGGUACAAAGCUGUCAUUGAUGCCUGCUCCCUUCAGCCUGACAUUGACCUGUUACCAUUUGGAGACCAAACCGAGAUUGGAGAGAGGGGAAUUAACCUGAGUGGAGGUCAGAAACAGAGAAUCUGUGUAGCUCGAGCCCUGUAUCAAAACACAAGUACAGUAUUCCUGGAUGAUCCAUUCUCUGCAUUGGAUAUUCACCUGAGUGAUCACCUCAUGCAAGAAGGAAUCCUCAAAUUUCUCCGUGAAGACAAGCGAACUGUGGCUCUAGUAACACAUAAGCUGCAGUAUCUGACCCAUGCUGACUGGAUAAUUGCGAUGAAAGAUGGCACCAUCAUAAGAGAAGGCACAUUGAAGGACUUUCAGAAUCAUGAUGUGGAGUUAUACGAGCAAUGGAAAACACUCAUGAACCGACAGGAUCAGGAAUUUGAAAAGGAGACUGAAGGUGAAAGCCAAACAAUUCUAGAAAGAAAAACUUUGCGAAGGGCAAUGUAUUCACGAGAAGCCAAAGCUCAGUUGGAUGAUGAAGAUGAAGAAGAGGACGAGGAAGAUGAUGAUGAAGAUAACAUGUCAACAGUUAUGAGGCUUCGAACAAAAAUGCCUUGGCGAGCUUUCUGGAGAUAUCUGACUUCAGGAGGAUUCCUUCUGCUCUUUUUGCUGAUUAUCUCCAAGUUGCUAAAACAUUCUGUCAUGGUGGCUAUUGACUAUUGGCUUGCAAAGUGGACGAGCUCAAAACAAACAAGUGAAACAGACACAAUGACUGACACGAGUGUCCAAAAUUAUUACAAAAUGUGGUACAGCAUCUUGUGCAGUGUUGGGAUCAUACUAUGCCUCAUCACAUCCCUAACUGUAGAGUGGAUGGGCUUAACAGCAGCUAAAAAUCUUCACCAUAAUCUUCUCAACAAGAUCAUCCUAGCACCAGUGAGGUUCUUUGACUCAACACCUUUAGGUCAAAUUCUCAACCGUUUCUCGGCUGACACAAAUAUAAUAGAUCAGCAUAUCCCACCAACACUGGAGUCCUUAACUAGAUCAACCUUCCUCUGCCUGUCAGCGUUAGGUGUGCUCUUGUACGUCACACCAAUCUUCUUUACAGCUUUACUGCCCUUUAUUGUUGCCUUUUAUUUCAUACAGAAGUACUUCCGGGUUGCCUCAAAGGAUCUUCAGGAACUGGAUGAUAGUACGCAACUGCCUCUAUUGUGCCAUUUUUCUGAAACGGCAGAAGGGCUUACAACAAUCCGUGCGUUCCGACAUGAAACCAGGUUUAAGCAGCGUAUGCUGGAGCUCACAGAUGCCAACAACAUCGCCUAUUUGUUCCUGUCAGCAGCUAACAGAUGGUUGGAGGUCAGAACGGACUAUCUUGGUGCUUACAUUGUCCUCACUGCAGCUCUAGCUACCAUAACAUAUUCCCAUUACUAUGGUCUUUCAUCUGGUUUUGUGGGAUUUGGUCUGACCUAUGCAUUAACAGUUUGUAAUUACCUUAAUUGGGUAGUGAGAAAUCUCGCUGAUUUGGAAGUGCAGAUGGGAGCUGUGAAGAAGGUGAACAGUUUCCUGAACAUUGAAAGUGAAAAUUAUGAAGGAACCAUCGACCCAUCCCAAGUCCCAGAAGACUGGCCGCAGCAAGGAGAAAUAAAGAUUCAGGAUCUCUGUGUUCGAUAUGACCCGGCUCUCAAACCUGUUCUUAAACACGUCAAAGCCUACAUCACACCAGGUCAGAAGGUUGGGAUAUGUGGGCGCACCGGCAGUGGAAAAUCUUCCCUGUCGCUGGCUUUCUUCAGGAUGGUGGAUAUAUUUGAAGGUAAAAUCAUCAUUGAUGGAAUAGAUAUCAGCAAGCUCCCUCUUCAUACUCUUCGCUCAAGACUUUCCAUUAUUUUGCAAGACCCUGUUCUUUUUAGUGGAUCCAUUCGCUUUAACUUGGAUCCAGAGUGCAAGUGCACUGAUGACAGACUCUGGGAGGCAUUGGAAAUAGCUCAACUAAAGAACAUGGUCAAAUCGCUGCCGGGAGGGUUAAAUGCCAUGGUAACUGAAGGUGGAGAGAACUUCAGCGUUGGGCAGAGACAGCUCUUCAGUUUAGCCAGAGCAUUUGUACGGAAGAGCAGCAUUCUGAUCAUGGAUGAGGCCACAGCAUCUAUUGACAUGGCUACAGAGAGCAUUUUGCAGAAAGUAGUAAUGACAGCUUUUGCUAAUUGCACUGUGGUGACAAUUGCACAUCGUGUACACACAAUACUAACUGCUGACCUAGUUAUCGUGAUGAAACGGGGAAACAUUCUUGAAUAUGACAAACCUGAAAGUCUCCUGGCCCACGAAGGUGGCAUCUUUGCAUCUUUUGUUAAGGCUGAUAUGUAAAUCUUCCAGAGAUCUCACUUUGCAAGUUAAUGUUUUUUCUCUUUCUCUGCACCACAAUUUUGUAUUUUUUUAAUAUAAAGUUUACAAGUCUUCCUUAAAACAGAAUAUGUUUUCUGCACUGUCUCUAAAAGGAAAGUUGCCACUGUCUUGUUAAAGAUCAUCUCCCACAAGAUGUCACACCUCAUUUUAAAGACAGCCUUUUAAUUCUAGAGCUUUCACAUUUAAUAACUUUUAAACAAGUGCAAGCUUAAGCAAGUUACAGGACACACAGCAAAAUUGAGGGCAGUUCCACUGUUCAUGAACAACGGAUUUGUACAAAUUUUUCAGAAGUGCACAGUGAAAUGCAGCAAUGAUUAGGAAAUAUUUCAGCACAGUAAUAGAAUGGUUUUGAUAGUGACAGCUGAGGUUAAUGUGACUUUAAACUCAUGCCUCGUUACUUAUUUUGGAUGACAUUUUCAAAUACUCACUUAUCAGUUAAUAAUAUAAUGUUACUGAAACGUGGGUAAGAUUGUAAAUUGCAGAUGCAUGUUGGAAGGGGGAAGUUGUCUGUCCGUGUUUAAAAUGAAACACUGGACAGUAGCUACAGAUUGGGAGAAUUAAACCUGGCUGAAUUCUAGCCACAUAAGUACAAGUCACAACAAUAACACCUAGCACCCACAUGGAAUCCUUGUUUUAAGAAAUAUAAAAGGUGAUGAUCGGAAAUAGGAACAGAAGAGGUGUUACUACAAUUACAAAGACUUCAUAAUCCACUCUUCAACAUUUAGAAAUAGAUAAUCAAAAAUUACUAGAAUGUGUACACAUGUGUGUACAGACCAAAGAAGAUGGAGGAUUCAUUUGAAACAUCACCUGGGAUGCCUAAUAAGUCUACUUGAAGUAGCUUUAAUGUAGUGCUGAACAUAUACAAUAUCUGGACACGAGACAUGGGAAAUGAAAACAAAAAACGUUGGGAAUUCUCAAUGAGUCAGCCAGCUUCUGUUGAGAGAGGAACAGAGUUAAUCAGAGUUUCAGCUCCACGUCCUUUCAUCAGAACACGAAACAACGUAUAUUUUCCACCAACAAUGCCGUUUUGAAGUCCAACGAUAGUGAUCGUAAGUCCCAGCACUUACAGUAAGUUGCCUCACUCCACAUCGUACAUUUUUGUUUCAGCCCUUAUCGUGCCCCAACUGAGUAGACCCCUAACUUCGCACCACCUCUAGAUCCUGCCAUUUCUAGUUUUCUACAGCAACUGUUCUACCUGGAACCAGAAGAAUGUGUUGAGAGUUGUGGACGUAGCCUACUCCAUCACACAAGUCAACCUUCAAUCCAUGGACUUUGUAUACACUUCUCACUGCAUCAGAAAGGUAGCCACCAUCAACAAAGAUCCCUCCCACUCUGGUUAUGAUCCCUUCCAACUUCUUCCAUCAGGCAGAAGGUACAAAAGCGUAAGCACACUCAACAGAUUCAAGAACAGCUUUUUCCAUGCUGUUUUUAGACUUCUGAAUGGAGCUGUCAAAUUUCAAAUCUAAUAUUGGUGGUGUUUUUUGUGCACCUUCUUUGCAGCCAUAAUUAUGUAUUCCUCACUCUGUUCUAUUACCCUUUGAUCUUCAUAUGAUAUGAUCUGCCUGUACUGCAUGCAAAACAAAACUUUUCACUGUGCCUAGAAACGUGACAACACAAAUAAAAUAAAAUCUCACACGUCAAUGCUGUAUUGCUAUAUGUACCCUAAUAAUUCAAUAACCUUUACCGAAUCCAACUUCCAAAAUUAUGAAAGAACGGGUGCAGGAACAACAUUGGAAGGCUAGCUAGGUUUUUGUUUCCCAGGGCUGUAUUUCUGAAAGUAUUUUCUAAUAUUUGUAAGCUAACCUGCACAAAAGAAUCAAUGUUUUUUUGGAAGUUACAGAAUAAAUGGUAUUGAAGCAUUAACGUUAUCUAAAUUUAUAAGUCACAUAGGAUAAGAACAUUAAAAUAAGACACAGACAAAAAGUUGUAAAACAAACAGUAAUAGUAUUUUUUUUGAUAACAAAGUGUGGGGC